Molecule: messenger RNA, 816 nt
Organism: Clonostachys byssicola
Lineage: Eukaryota; Fungi; Ascomycota; Sordariomycetes; Hypocreales; Bionectriaceae
Source: the annotation of a GenBank genome assembly
AUGGCCGACGAUGGCUACAGCGGCGGAAUCGUUGUUACGAUUGCCAACGCGAUGGUAAUAGCUGGUUUCUUUGCGAUAUCACUGUACAAUGUGCUCGAGAUCAACAUCCAAGUUUUCUUCACGUUCCUGAAAUGGAAGGGCCUCUAUUUCUGGAGCUUGCUUAUCUCCUCAUGGGGGAUCGUCCUUCAUUCCGUUGGGUUCUUGCUUCAGUUCUUCCAGCUCUGUACAAACGACUACGUCAAUAUCACCAUCAUUACCCUUGGGGGCGUGCCGAUGGUAAUAGGGCAAUCGGUCGUGCUCUAUUCUCGGCUUCAUUUGAUUGUUUAUGACAGGAGGAAGAUCCGAUGGGUUCUCAUCAUGAUUAUUUCAAGCUUCUUCCUAUUUACCGUCCCCCCUACGAUUCUCAACUACGGUUCCAACUCUUCCAACCCGGCUCCCUACAUUGGACCCUUCAAGGUCUACGAGAAAGUCAUGCUCUUUGGGUUCGCAGCGCAGGAAAUUACCAUCUCUGGAAUCUACCUGUGGGAAACCCGGAAGAUGCUGCGAGUCAUGGAACCUGGGAUGAGCGAAGCCCCUCGCCGUGUGAUGAGGCACCUUAUCUAUGUCAACAUCUUGGUCAUCUUGAUGGAUCUGAGCAUAAUCGGCACUGAGCUAGGUGGCUUGCAUGACAUCCAGACGACAUACAAGAGCGCCGUGUAUAGUGUCAAGCUAAAGCUGGAAUUCCCGGUACUGAACCAGCUCCGCAAUCUAGUCAAGAGGGAAGGACGUGGUUACAGCUGGUCGUCAUCCCAUCUGUCAAGUAUACUUGGUGUAUAG